AUGUGCUUUUAAAGAGAGAGCUUUACAACCCCCCAUCUCUCUCUCUCUCUCCGAUAUCAGUCACUCUUUCUCUCUUUACAAUCCCGUGACUGAUCAGCCUUCAAUCCAGCAAAACAAGAGAAUUUCAGACAACCCAUCCAUGACAGCUCUAAUGGGUUCUCACCAAAUCUAGCAAUGACGUCACUUUCCGGCGAUUUCUUCGGCAUUAUCUUCCUCAUAUUGCUCUGUUUCACCGGCAGUGUCGCCGGAGCUACACAAUUCGACUUCGAAACCUUAACUCUGACGAGCUUGAAGCUCCUCGGAGACGCCCACUUGAACAAUGGAAGCGUGAGGCUCACUCGCGACCUCGCCGUCCCCAACUCCGGCGCCGGCAGAGCCCUCUACUCCAAACCCAUCAGAUUCCGGCAGCCGGAGACUCAUUUUCCGGCUAGUUUCUCAACAUUCUUCUCCUUCUCCGUCACAAACCUCAACCCCUCCUCAAUUGGGGGCGGACUCGCCUUCCUUAUCUCGCCGGACGACUCCGCCGUCGGCGACGGCGGCGCGUACCUCGGCCUCAUGAACCAAACUGGUGGUCCGAUCGGAACCGUUGCAGUCGAAUUCGAUACCCUCAUGGACGUACAGUUCAUGGAUAUCAAUGGAAACCAUGUUGGUUUGGAUCUAAACUCGAUGGUUUCAACCAAGAUCGCCGAUCUAGAAUCCAUUGAUGUCGAUCUCAAAAGCGGCGACCUGGUCAACUCGUGGAUCGAUUACUCCGGGUCGACUCGGAUCUUCAACAUCUCUGUUUCGUACUCCAAUCUCAAACCCGAAGCUCCACUCCUAUCAUUCACUCUCGAUCUCGAUCAGUACGUGAGCGAUUUCAUGUAUGUUGGGUUUUCCGGGUCGACUCAGGGGAGUACAGAGAUUCACAGCAUAAAUUGGUGGAGUUUUAGCUCAAAUUUCGAAGUGAGUUCAAAGUCCGAGUCAUCAUCACCACCACCAGUAUCGUCGUCGUCGUCGUCGUCUACGCCGCCUCCAUCGGCGACUUUGAUGAAUCCAACGGCGGAUUCAAUCAACCCACCACCACCUUCUCAGCCACCAUCACAGCCAAACAGUACUUUAUCACAAACCACUGAAAAAACCAGUAAGUGCCAUAACCAGUUGUGUAAAGAUGGCCCAGGGGCUGUAGUUGGGGUUGUAACAGCUGGGGCUUUUUUUCUAGCUUUCUGUGCUGUUGUUCUCAUCUGGGUUUACUCCAAAAAAUUCAAAAACUUGAAGAAUUCUGAUCCCUUAACAUCUGAAAUUAUCAAAAUGCCCAAAGAAUUUAGCUACAAAGAGCUCAAAUCAGCAACCAAAUGCUUCAAUUCCGCCCGAAUCAUCGGUCACGGCGCUUUUGGAACAGUCUAUAAGGGUAUAUUACCAGAGAGCGGUGGCAUUGUCGCGGUGAAGCGGUGUAGUCAUAAUGGCCAAGGAAAGGCCGAGUUUUUAUCCGAAUUGUCGAUAAUUGGGACUCUGCGGCAUAGAAAUCUAGUUAGGCUUCAAGGUUGGUGCCAUGAAAAGGGUGAAAUUUUACUAGUUUAUGACUUAAUGCCUAAUGGGAGCCUGGACAAGGCAUUGUUUGAGUCAAGGAUGCCAUUGUCAUGGUUUCAUAGGCGUAAAAUAUUGAUGGGUGUUGCGUCUGCAUUAGCAUAUUUGCAUCAAGAAUGUGAAAAUCAAGUGAUUCAUAGAGAUGUGAAGACAAGUAACAUAAUGUUGGAUGAAGGGUUCAAUGCUAGGUUGGGUGAUUUCGGGUUGGCUCGUCAAAUCGAGCACGAUAAGUCACCUGACGCGACUGUGGCAGCAGGUACGAUGGGAUAUUUAGCCCCAGAGUACCUGCUUACGGGCAGAGCAACUGAGAAAACUGAUGUUUAUAGCUUUGGCGCGGUGGUGCUAGAGGUGGCUAGUGGGAGGAGACCCAUUGAGAAGGAGGAGGCUAGUGGGGUUGGGAGAGUUGGGGUUGGGACCAAUUUGGUGGAAUGGGUUUGGGGUUUGCAUAGAGAAGGGAGGCUGCUAGUGGCUGCUGAUUCAGGGCUUGAUGGUGAGUUUGAUGAGAGUGAAAUGAGGAGGGUGCUUUUGGUUGGGUUGGCUUGUUCUCACCCUGACCCAUUGGCUAGACCCACAAUGAGGGGUGUUGUCCAAAUGCUUGUGGGUGAGACUGAGGUCCCUAUUGUCCCUAGGGCUAAGCCUUGCAUGAGUUUCACCACUUCCCAACUACUAUUGAGUCUCCAGGACAGUGUGUCUGAUUUGAAUGGUAUGGUCACCAUCUCCUCCAUCUCCUCCUCAUCAGACGAUCACAGCUUCAAUGGUGGUGGUGGUGGUGUUGAACUUGUCUGAUCCAAAUCAGUGGUUGAGAUUUCAUAAUCUUAACUCAUAUAUAUUUAUAUAUAUAUUCAUUUGUUUAUUAUGGUACGUAUACGACAUAAUAACAUAAUAACAUCGAAUCACUAUCUUUAAAUUUCCUACUUCCACGUUUUAAAAUAUUUAUCUUCAUUGAAUUAUGUUGUCAGAUUAUUGAAUCUGGAGAUUGGAAGUAUUUUGAAACAGAGUGAGUUAGAGUUUUGAGGGUAGAGAAUUCUCAAUUUUGGAUUGUCUUAUUAUUUGUUUCUUUCUCCUUCAAUUAGUUAAGAGUGGGUUAAAGGAGGAGACAAAGAAAAAGGUGGGAAUCAUUUUCUUGCUAUGGGGUUGGAUGGAGAUUUUCUUUAGUUAUGGAUAGUUGGGUUUUUUUGCUUUUACAAGUAAAGCUUUAGUCAAAAAGCAACCAUUGGGAGCUUGAGUAGAGGCUUGGAAAAGUAUAGUAUAGUGUAGUGACAAAAGUAGUGCAUAUUUAUUACUUUUCAAAGUUGUUAUUAUUUUAUUUUCUUUCCUUUUUGUUGUGGAUAAUGAAACAGAGAAAUGAAUGAAGUGUUUUGUA
This is a messenger RNA of Camellia sinensis, 2926 nucleotides long. RefSeq names its product L-type lectin-domain containing receptor kinase VIII.1. Gene Ontology annotation, molecular function: ATP binding; carbohydrate binding; protein kinase activity. NCBI's taxonomy places the organism in Eukaryota, Viridiplantae, Streptophyta, Magnoliopsida, Ericales, Theaceae. The record is from RefSeq and is a predicted model, not a curated record. Gene Ontology annotation, biological process: protein phosphorylation.